Molecule: messenger RNA, 2018 nt
Organism: Pomacea canaliculata
Lineage: Eukaryota; Metazoa; Mollusca; Gastropoda; Architaenioglossa; Ampullariidae
Product: putative per-hexamer repeat protein 5
Exons: 17
Coding region: 1-1941 (646 amino acids)
Molecular function (GO): protein binding
Source: RefSeq, a predicted model, not a curated record
AUGGCUGGGGACGACGGCAGGAAGCUGUGGGCUGCGCUCGGGCUCUUGGUCGUCGUGGUCGUGCGCGACAGCUCAGAGGUCUGCAAGGACACCACGCCUGAAUGUGUGAACCUCGGCAUCGCCAUCUGCACUUCCUCCGCUUACGGACAGUGGGCUCGCGACAACUGCAUGGCCUUCUGUAAUUUCUGUGGCACUGGCACGGUAAUAGGAACAGGAACAGGAACUGGUACUGGAACUGGAACCGGAACCGGAACUGGAACAAUUACUGGCACCGGAACAGGCACGUGCACGGACGCCAUCAACAACUGCGCAUCAUACGGGCAGAACGUGUGCACCGACAGUCAGUACGCCGCCUGGGUCAGAAGCAACUGCUUGAAGACCUGCAAUCUGUGCGGUACUGGAACCGGAACUGGCUAUGUGGUGCCCCCUCUCAACACUGGCACUGGCACUGGCACUGGUACUGGUACUGGCACUGGCACUGGAACAGGUUACGUAGUGCCUCCUCUAAAUACUGGAACAGGAACAGGAACCGGCACUGUCAUGUGUGCGGAUGCCAUCAACAACUGCGCAACUUAUGGCACAAGUGUGUGCACCGACCCACAGUACUCAACCUGGGUUCGAACCAACUGUCUGAAAACUUGCAACUUGUGUGGAACUGGAACCGGAACCGGAACGAUAACAGGAACUGGGACCGGCACUGGAACGGGAACAAUCACUGGAACUGGAACCGGUACCGGAACGGGAACAAUCACUGGAACAGGAACAGGCACUGGAACAGGAACCGGUACUGGAACGGGAACAAUCACUGGAACAGGAACCGGCACUGGAACGGGAACAAUCAUUGGAACAGGAGGCGCAUGUUCCGAUGCAAUAAACAAUUGUGCUGCUUAUGGCCAAGCUGCCUGCACUGACCAGCAGUACAGAGACUGGGCUCGUGCAAACUGUGCCCACACUUGUGGUCUUUGUGGUACUGGAACCGGCACUGGAACCGGCACUGGGACUGGAACUGGGACUGGAACUGGAACCGGCACUGGGACUGGAACAGGAACUAUCACUGGAACUGGUAUGUGCGCGGAUGCUAUCAACAACUGUGCUGCCUUUGGUCAAGCUGCCUGCACUGACCAGCAGUACAGAGACUGGGCUCGCGCCAACUGCGCUCACACUUGCGGACUUUGUGGAACUGGAACAGGAACUGGAACAGGCACAGGAACAGGCACAGGAACUGGAACAGGCACAGGAUCUGGAACACCCAUUGGAACAGUCACUGGGCCGUGCGUGGACAAGAACACCAACUGUGCCGGCUACAGUCAAACCGUUUGUACUGAUCCCCAGUACGAUGUCUGGGUUAGAGAGAACUGCGCACACCACUGCAACAAGUGUGGAAGUGGGACAGGGACCGGAACUGGCACUGGUACUGGGACUGGAACCGGAACUGGGACUGGAACCGGCACUGGAACUGGAACAGGAACUGGCACAAUCAUCACUGGUGGCGGCACGUGUAGCGACAAGCUGGCCAACUGUAACAGCUACGGACAGAAUGUUUGCACAGACACCCAGUACGAUGCGUGGGCACGAGACAACUGCGCGCACUUCUGCAACAAGUGCUCUGGAACUGGAACCGGAACUGGAACUGGAACCGGAACCGGAACCGGAACUGGAACUGGAACGGGAUCAGGUGGCACCUUGACUGGCACAAGUGUCGGGUGCGUCUACAAGGGACAGGUAUACCAACAAGGUCAAACUUUCAAUGACGGGUGCACCUACAAGUGCACGUGUACCAACGCCUCUUCCGGGGAGUACCACUGCACUGACAUGUGUUAUCAGUUCCAUCUGCCAUCUGUAUGCUCCAUGUCGCCUCCACCCGCAGGCAAGUGCUGCUCCGUGCCUAACUGUCCAGCAAAUGUGAACAUACAGUUCCCCCCAGACUACCAAGCCAACUGAAAGACAACAAGGCUUACAGAAUGUCUGCCAGUAAUAAGGGUGGCUGAUGUGUGGCACAAUAAAAUAGUGGCUACUUU